Gossypium raimondii (Peruvian cotton) is the source of this 389-nucleotide messenger RNA. RefSeq names its product flowering-promoting factor 1-like protein 3. Gene Ontology annotation, biological process: regulation of flower development. Bases 10 to 348 code for a protein of 112 amino acids. The transcript has a single exon. The record is from RefSeq and is a predicted model, not a curated record. Lineage: Eukaryota; Viridiplantae; Streptophyta; Magnoliopsida; Malvales; Malvaceae.
GAUAAACCAAUGUCCGGCGUUUGGGUUUUUAAGAACGGCGUUGUUCGUCUCGUCGAGAACCCUGGGGUCGACUCCUUUGACGGAAGCCGUCAGGGUUCCAACGCUCGUCGCAAACUGCUUAUCCACACUCCAUCUAACGAAGCAAUCACUUCUUACGCGGUUCUCGAGCGUAAGCUAUCAAUUCUGGGGUGGGAAAGAUACUAUGAUGACCCAGACCUUCUUCAAUUCCACAAACGAUCCACCGUUCAUCUGAUCUCGCUUCCUAAAGAUUUCAGCAAGUUCAAAUCCAUGCACAUGUUCGACAUCGUCGUCAAGAACCGUAACAUGUUCGAAGUCAGGGAUGUGUAGUUCCAAUCUUUAGUCUUUCGUCAUCUUUUCUUCUUCUUUCC